UGGCGCGUCGUGCCGUGGCCAGUGGGCGUGCCGCUGCCGCCGGGGGCCGAGGUGGUGGGCCAGUGGCCGCCCCCGGGCCAGGCCCCCGCCGACGAGGGCAGCGCGCAGUGGUUGGCCGACGGCGACGGCGAAGACCCCCAGAGACGCAACGACAAGGCGCUCGCCUACUUCCAGCUCUUCCAGCCCUACCUGGGCUACAGCGGGGACGAAAUAGAAGGAGACCCCGACUCCGGGCUGGAGGCGUUCUCGCGCGCCGGCGGCCUGCGGCUGCCCGUGGGCGGCGCCUCGACACGCCGCAAGCCGUUCCCCGACUCGCCCGUCUACUACAUCCGCAUGCCCGCCGCGCCCUACGUCUUCGUGCCGGGCCUCGGCUACGUCAGCCAGCCGCCCCCGCCGCCGCCGCCGCCCCCGCGACGCGCCGCCACCUACAACCCCUUCAUCAACGUGCCCGUCGAGUUCGUCUCCAACGGCAAGCCGACCGGCGUCUACCGCUGGCAAGGUCGUCCGGUUUCCACGACCACGACCCCCAAGCCGGCGCUGCAGCAGUCGUCCGUCAACACCCUCGACAAAGGGCCUUACGUCUUCAACGGCAAGCCGUCGCGCGUCCACGUGCUCCGCGACCAGUACAACGUGCUGUACGCAGACGCUCUGCAGAACUUCUACCCCUAGGCUCCGUAGCUCUCGAGCCGAGACGUUCCGUAGUGCUACUCCAUGAAUGGACAGUGUGCGUGGAGUGCUAGCUUUGACUUGAAUGAGAGGAAUCUGAGCAUGAGAAGAUCAAGCUUGAUCGUUUCGUAAACAUAUCGAACUGCAUCUUUACCUUGUCUUAUCUCGACGUGUAUUGGAGUAGCACGGAAAACAAGACAUCAGUUCUCCCUCAAAACUGUUCCCCACUUUUUAAAGUUAUAGAAACACAACCUCACUAAAAAAAGAAAAGAAAACAGCACAGGCCUACUUUUCAUACGCAGAACAGAAUUAUCAACAAAAAUGUGGAUUCGUUGCCUGCCAUCCAAAAUCUCUGGAAAAACGAAAAAAAGCAACCUGAACACACAACCUACUGCCCACAACGUCACUGAAAAAAAAAAAAUAUAAUCUCAACACAGUUCCAGGAAAAAUUCUUAUUUCUCUAUAUUCUAGCAUCAUGCCGCCUUAC
Schistocerca nitens (vagrant locust) is the source of this 1153-nucleotide messenger RNA. Its product is annotated as RNA-binding protein MEX3D. The record is from RefSeq and is a predicted model, not a curated record. The transcript has 2 exons. Lineage: Eukaryota; Metazoa; Arthropoda; Insecta; Orthoptera; Acrididae. The annotation marks the transcript as partial.